AUGAAAAAGGUUGUGUAAGAGGGUGAGAGAAGAACUGGAACAGCAGAGGAAACAUGGUCAAACACAUAUUUGCUGAUCUACUACUAUGGUCACUAGGCCAUGCACUUUAUGGAACUGCAAAAAUGGAUGAUGGUGAAAAGGGGCAAUCUUGGAGAAACCAGAACCUUGACUCCAUCCCUCUGAAUUUGGAUGUAGGGUUGAGGAGUCUUGACCUAUCCAAUAAUUUCAUCAGACAUCUGCACAAACUUGAUUUGCCAUACUUGGAGCAGCUGGACUUGAGCAGCAACCAGCUGGAGCUCAUCUCUGAAGGAGCUCUUGGAGACCUUGCUCUACUGGGGAAGUUGAAUUUGUCCAUAAAUGCACUGAACAACAACCUUGACAUGAACAGCAAAGGCCUCCAAUCUAUUGGUGGACUGAAGAGUUUAGACCUAUCCCUGAACAGUUUGGGCAAUGAAGCGGUGAAACUAUAUCUACGAAACAAAUCUUCACUUGAGGAACUUAAGAUGAGUGGGAAUUCUUUAACAUGGCUCACACACUACUUGUUCAAAGAGAGUGAAGGUCUAAGAAGCAUUAUCAUUGAUGACAAUCUCAUAUCAGCAAUUGAUAGGGGAACUUUUGAACCACUGGAAAAACUAGAGAAGCUUAAUCUGGCCAGAAAUAACCUUGCACAUAUAUGUGACUUUAAAUUACAGCGAGUUAAAUAUUUAAAUCUAAGUAGAAAUUCCAUUCAGUUUUUCAUUGCUGUUGAGGAUAACCACAUGUACAGUCUUGAAAUUCUUGACCUCAGUCAUAACAAACUACUUUAUUUCCCAAUUCUUCCAGAAUUCAACCAACUGAAAUAUCUUUAUUUACAUCAUAAUUUGGUGGGCACCCUAAAUUCAGAGGCAACAAUGGUGUUCGAGGCUAAUACACUUUACAAUGAGGUCGUCAGACAGGGUGAUCAUAGAAUUGGGAAAAAUAAACUCCACUCAACCUGGAGACUGAUGUCGUCACUAAAGUACAUUGAUCUCAGCUAUAACCACUUCACAUCUUUCCCACUGGAAACGUUGAGCCUUCUCUCAGCUUUGGAAGGGCUUGAUUUCGGUUUCAACUGUGUGCAAAGGCUAACAUGGAAUGUUCGCCAUGACAGCGCAUCCGAAUACUACAGACAGAUUUAUUUUCCCUCCUUGAAGUAUCUGAACAUGCAAAGCAAUGGAUUAGUAUCUAUUUCGCCACUCUUUUUCUGGGCACUCACACAAAUCGAGACAAUAAAUCUCCAAGACAACUCACUGCAGCCUUGUGGUCCCGUGGACCAAGUGCGCAGCUCCUCAUCACCGCAGCAACUAAACUUAAACUCAUCUUGUGUUGCCUUUGGAAAAUUAAGAACUCUCAAACAUCUAAGCCUUGAAGACAACAACAUAAGGAUUCUUCAUGCUAAAGCAUUUCAGAAAAGCUCUUUGGUCUCUCUCAACUUAGCGAGAAAUUCGCAUAUGGUUAUGCAGGCUGGCGCACUGGAGGACAUAAAGGAAACCCUCCAGUCGUUGACAAUCAGUGAAUUAAAUAGGACCGAUUCUGAACUGUUCUUGCCCUGCAUGCCAAUGUUAAUGCAUCUGAAUAUUUCCAACAAUAAUUUGAAUGCCUUACCAAACAAUUUAAGUUGCUCUCCUCUGAGAGAAUUCAACAUAAGGAAUAAUGCCUUUGUGUCUUUAAACUACUCUUUGAUUCGAGCUAUAUCAGGACAGCUUCGUGUUAUGCAUAUUAGUGGAAAUUACUUUUCCUGUUGUGACAGUCAGUGGCUGAGCACCCUCAGUAAUUCAAGUAUUGAAAUGCCUGACAUCACAAAUACUGAAUGCUUUAUUGGUGAUAGCAGUAUCCCAAUCAAUGAGUAUUUGAACAAUUCGUCACAAUACUGUUCACGUCACAUCGAAGGGAUUCACUUUGGACAAAUUAUUAUAGUUGUUCUGUUUGUAACUGUACUGGUAACAGCGCUCACUAUGUUCACUAGAAAAAUGUGUUGUCUAAAAAGGUCAUUCAUAGUGUGACAAACUCACUGUUCCAAUUUUUGGAUUUCUGGAAAGGUAACCACUGCGGGGGAGAUAAUUUCAUCUCCAAAAGGCGAGUGCUGCAAAAAAAAAAGGUUUGAGAACCACUGGGUUAAAUGCUUGAUAGUUUGUGUGCCUUUUGCCUUAAUAUUUGAUUGUGACUUUUGUAUACUGUACUUCUCUGUAUGAUGAUAUAGCUUGUUUUUU
Molecule: messenger RNA, 2228 nt
Organism: Syngnathoides biaculeatus (alligator pipefish)
Lineage: Eukaryota; Metazoa; Chordata; Actinopteri; Syngnathiformes; Syngnathidae
Product: transforming growth factor beta activator LRRC32-like
Exons: 2
Coding region: 54-2021 (655 amino acids)
Molecular function (GO): protein binding
Source: RefSeq, a predicted model, not a curated record